This is a messenger RNA of Knipowitschia caucasica, 483 nucleotides long. NCBI's taxonomy places the organism in Eukaryota, Metazoa, Chordata, Actinopteri, Gobiiformes, Gobiidae. The record is from the annotation of a GenBank genome assembly.
AUGAAUAACUACAUCAGCCAAUACUACAGUGAGCCCAGCAGCGACAUGGGUAUCCCAGACCCAGCCGCCAGAGUCAUCACAGCCAUAGACGUGCAUCUGCCCACCAACCCCAGCCAGCUCCCCUCCACCCUGGUGAGCGCCGAGGCCAUGAGCUCGGGCCGUCUCCAGACCACAGAGAGCUCCGUCAGCGAGGCCUCCAGCAUAGACUGUAGCAGCACCGUGCGAGAAGCCUCCACGUCCACCGACUACCCACCGCCCUACAGCAGCCCCCUGGUGCGAGGCAGUCCCAGCGCCGUGCCCAACGGGUCCAACAAGAGCAGUCCUGAGCUGGAACACAGGCUCAACAUCUACAACAAGAACCAGGAGAGAGCUCUGCACGGGAAAGCCCUGAUCCAGCUGCAGAGCCACGAGCCGCUGGUGGACGAGAAGCACAGACUGAUGGAGCCGCUGCACGCCUCGCUGAAGCGCCUCUCCAAGACAUGA